AAUAAAGACACCCAGAGAACACUUCGUACAUAACAUACAACCAGGAUAGGAAACAGGACAAGACCGUCGGCAAUGGCAAACAAAGGACACUUUAUCGAGAGGAAUGGCAACCAGCGGGCCGCCGGAUUGCCCUCCUUUGGUCCCGAAAAGCUAACUCCCAAGGAUUGCCUGAUCAUUGCGAAUCCGGCGGAGAAAAUACUCAGCCUUAUUGAAGGCGAGUGCAGAAGGCAGCGGGCACAGCCCGUUGGAAAACCUCAGCCUCAUUUGCCGGACAGCAAAAUCAGUGAAGUCCUUAAUAGUGAAAGUCAAAAGACACGCUUCACCGUCUUCAAGGAGAAGUUCCUGGAGGACAUGUACGGCAAAUCGGGGAAAACCGCUGAAAUAAUGCCCACGCAUUCGAAACCGAACGAUGUGACUAAUUUGAGCCGCACCUUCGGACGUGCCAAUCCGCCAUCGAAAUCUUUAUAUAGCACCGUAAUGCCGGAUAAAUCGGCCGAACAGGUCAAUCGGGAAUAUGGCGAAUUUCAUCGAGGUCACAUUGUCAGUAACAAUCAUUACUUUCCAUCUGAGCAGGUUAAUCGCAGGUAUACAAAGCCCUUUGUUCGAUCUGGAACUUUUGGAGUUUUGCUAGGGGCCGAGCACAGUGGGUCGACGAUGAAGAAGUGCUUGAUGCAAGGGGAGGAGCACUUAACCGUGGUCUCAAAACCCUGGAUGGACUAUGUUGAACGCACCAAAGGACCGUUGGGGAAGAAAUACAACAAAUACUUAGAUAAAGUGCCUGACUUGAAUUUUGGUGAACGGCGACGUAUGGAUAAAUGUAGCAUUAAAAUGUUGCUGGAGGACAUAAGACCGUGCGAGCAGGAUGAUACUUUGGUGACGGCAUUAUCCUAUUUGAACAGACUGCGGGAGAGUCUCCACAAGCGGAAUGAUUUCUACAUGAUGGAUCUGAUCGCGACGCUGGAAAGGAUCGACAAAGAGCACACGGGUCACAUGCCACUCUCCCAGAUCCUUCAUACCAUGUGCCGGCUGCAUAUCCGUGUGGAUGGAGCGAAAAUCCGCACAAUGUUAUCGCACUUCCGGAAGAUCAUCGACGAAGGAUGUGCCACAGAGCGGGUGAACUACGAUCACUUCUGCCGCUUGCUAUCCGUCCAGCAACCACUGCCGGAUGUCGGAUUAAUUGGCAUCAUUCCGGACAACAUGUACAACAAGGAAACUACCUACGGCAGUCUUUGCAACGAUCGCAUGAAGAAUAUACCUGAGGCUUUGGCUUUUAACUGGCCGAACUGGAGUCCACACCACAGGGACGAGGUCGACACACAUGUCAAGGAUAUCCUAGAACCGGAACUGGCCACCAAAAUGGGCGUCAUGCCCAGCGAUUUCAUUUGCCCACGGAACAAGGAACAAAUGGAGCGGAUAUUCGAAAAAAUAUUAUCCAAGGAUGAAUUUGCAGACAUUUGGCAGCGGUUGAUGGUGGACAAUGGGAAUCAGGAUCAGGAGCAUAUGGCAUCAGUUACCCAGUUUCGUGCCGAGAUGCUCAAAAAAAGAGUUGUCUCCUCUUAAAAUAUUACCCAUUCCUUUAGAUAUCAUUAUCACCUGUUUACGC
This is a messenger RNA of Drosophila rhopaloa, 1603 nucleotides long. Its product is annotated as EF-hand domain-containing family member B. The coding region runs from base 73 to 1560 and encodes 495 amino acids. The record is from RefSeq and is a predicted model, not a curated record. The transcript is spliced from 3 exons. NCBI's taxonomy places the organism in Eukaryota, Metazoa, Arthropoda, Insecta, Diptera, Drosophilidae.